Messenger RNA from Zophobas morio, 5775 nucleotides. It is a transcript of the gene Spt6, whose product is annotated as transcription elongation factor SPT6. Gene Ontology annotation, cellular component: transcription elongation factor complex. Gene Ontology annotation, biological process: nucleosome organization; transcription elongation-coupled chromatin remodeling; transcription elongation by RNA polymerase II. The coding region runs from base 143 to 5578 and encodes 1811 amino acids. The transcript has 16 exons. NCBI's taxonomy places the organism in Eukaryota, Metazoa, Arthropoda, Insecta, Coleoptera, Tenebrionidae. The record is from RefSeq and is a predicted model, not a curated record. Gene Ontology annotation, molecular function: nucleosome binding; DNA binding; histone binding.
UUACCCAACGACCUCAACCAUCAACAGUGUCCAGCUAGUUCGGUCAAUUUUUACAAAACGACGCUGAAACCAAAAAUAAAACUCUACAACAAAAUUUAAAUAUAAGUUUAUUUAAUUGUACAGUAAAUUAAGUCUAUUCAGCAUGUCCGACUUCAUCGAAUCGGAAGCCGAAGAGAGCGAGGAGGAGGAGUUGGAGCCCCAUGAGCGCAAAAAGCUCAAGAAAGUCAAAGCGAUGGACAGCUCGGACGAGGAUGAGGAAGACGACGAUGAACGUCUGCGUGAGGAACUCAAAGACUUGAUUGAUGAUAAUCCGAUCGAGGAGAGCGAGGGCGAGGACUCGGACGCGUCGGGGCGCGAGAAGCGCAAAAAGUCGGACGACGAGCUCGACGACAGGUUGGAGGACGAGGACUAUGACUUGAUCGAAGAAAAUUUAGGGGUGAAAGUCGAGCGACGGAAAUUCAAGCGGUUGCGUCGGAUUCAGGAUGAGGAGAGCGACGGCGAGGACCAAGGGGACGAGAGCCAGGACCGCGACGCCAUCGCCAUGGACUUGUUCUCAGACGACGAAAGAGAGGAUCAAAAUCAACGAAAGGACGAUGAGAGGCGCUCGGAGCGGAGUCACAGGCCGGCGGUGGAGCCCGAGCAGUCGUACGAGGAGGAAGAAGAAGGCGAUUAUUCGGACGCGGACGACUUCAUCGUGGACGACGACGGCAGACCCAUCGCGGAAAAAAAGAAAAAGCGGAAACCGAUCUUCACCGAUGCAGCGCUCCAAGAAGCCCAGGAGACCUUCGGCGUCGACUUCGACUACGACGAGUUCUCCAAGUACGAGCAAGACGACUACGAGGAAGACGAAGAGGAGGAGGACGAGUACGAAGAAGACGAAGAAGGCGGGGAGCGUCGAAGACGCCCGAAGAAAACCGCGAGAAAGAAACCCACGAAGAAGUCCAUUUUCGAGGUUUAUGAACCCAGCGAGCUUAAACGGGGCUUCUUCACGGACCUGGAUAACGAAAUUCGAAAUACCGAUAUCCCGGAAAGAAUGCAAAUCCGCGAAGUCCCGAUUACGUCAGUCCCGGAAGAUUCCACAGAGUUGGACGUGGAAGCCGAAUGGAUUUACAAGCAGGCGUUUUGUAAGUCCACGGUGUCCAAUAUGGACGCCAAUCUGACCGCAGAAGCCCGAGAAAGACAGAAAAAGGGCCCCCAGACAGUCGGCAAAAUCCGGAAGGCCCUCGACUUCAUGCGAAACCAGCAGCUGGAAGUCCCGUUUAUCGCGUUCUAUCGCAAGGAGUACGUCCAACCCGAGUUAAACAUCAACGAUUUGUGGAAAGUAUACAAGUAUGACGCGAAAUGGUGCCAACUUAAAAGUCGCAAAGAAAACUUGAUGGCUUUGUUUGAGAAAAUGCGGUCAUACCAACUCGACCAAAUUAUGAAAAACCCGGAUGCCCCGAUUCCUGAGAACGUUCGUCUGAUUAGAGACUCCGACAUCGAUCGGCUGAACACCGUCCAAACUGCCGAAGAGUUACAGGAUGUUCAUAACCAUUUCGUUCUUUAUUACGCGUCGGAUUUACCAGCAAUGCAUGCCGCCUGGAGACUCAAGGAAAAAGAAAGGAAGAAACAGGAGAAGAGGGCGGCGAGGUUAAAACUGAUAGCGGAGAGCGAAGACGGCGCCGAUAUUCCCGAAGAACCCGACGACGACAUGGAUGACGAACCCGAGCCCGAAACACUAAAGUAUGCCAACCGCUCGGGUUCUUACACCCUCUGCACUAAAGCAGGCCUUGACGCUCUGGCUAAGCGCUUCGGUUUAACCCCCGAGCACUUCGCCGAGAACCUCCGGGACAACUACCAGCGACACGAAGUGGAGCAAGAGCCCGUCGAGCCUCCAGACGUCGCCAGACAAUUCCUCUGCCCGAAAUUCUCCACCGUCGACGAGGUUCUCCAAGCCGCCAAGUACAUGGUGGCUCUACAAAUCGCUAGAGAGCCCCUAGUGAGGAAAUGCGUCCGCGAGGUCUUCUUCGAGCGGGCGAAAAUGACAGUCCGGCCGACGAAAAAAGGAAUGAAAGUGAUCGACGAAACCCACAAUUGCUACUCCAUGAAGUAUAUCAAGGAUAAGCCGGUGAGGGACUUGACUGGUGAUCAGUUUCUGAAGUUGACGCUAGCGGAGGAAGAGAAUUUGUUGACGGUGACGAUCAACGAGCACGUGGAGGGGAACACGUCGUCGUCGUACAUCGACGAAGUGAAGCAGUUGUAUAUUAGGGACGAGUUCAGUAAGAACGUGCAGGAUUGGAACGCGUUGCGGAUGGAGUGUGUGGAGAGGGCGCUGACGAGGUGCGUCUUGCCGGAUUUGCGGUCGGAGUUGAAGAGGAUUUUGUUGGCUGAAGCGAAGGAGUCGGUUUUGAAGGCGUGUUGCAGGAAGUUGUAUAAUUGGAUUAAGGUUGCCCCCUACUCCGUCACCUUCCCCGAAGAAGACGAGGACGAAUGGGACACCUCCAAGGGCAUCCGUGUAAUGGGCCUCGCCUACGUCCCCGACUACUCCCAAUCGGCCUUCUCCUGCAUCGCCGCCCCCGACGGCGAAAUCACUGACUACCUCCGCCUGCCCCACAUCCUCAAGCGCAAAAACAGCUACAAGCCCGACGAGAAGCUCCUCAAAGAGUCCGACAUCGCCGCCUUACGCAACUUCAUCAACACCAAAAAGCCGCACGUCAUCGCCGUCGGCGGCGAAUCGCGCGAGGCCCUCAUGAUCGCCGACGACCUGCGCGCCAUCAUCACCGACCUCGUCGAGAACGAGCAGUUCCCCACCAUCAAGGUCGAGAUCGUCGACAACGAGCUCGCCAAGGUCUACGCCAUCUCCAACAAGGGCGUCUCCGACUUCCGCGACUACCCAGAACUGCUGCGCCAGGCCAUCUCGCUGGCCCGGAAAAUGCAGGACCCGCUCAUCGAGUACUCGCAGCUGUGCAACGGCGACGAGGAGAUCCUCAGCCUGCGCUUCCACCCGCUGCAGGAACAAAUCACCAAGGAGGAACUCCUGGAGGCGGUGUGCUUGGAGUUCGUGAACAGGACGAACGAAGUGGGGGUGGACGUGAAUUUGGCCGUCCAGCAGGCGCACAAGUCGAACCUGGUGCAGUUCAUUUGCGGGUUGGGGCCGAGGAAGGGGCAAGCGUUGCUGAGGUUGCUUAAACAGACCAAUCAGAGGUUGGAGAAUCGGACACAGUUGGUGACGGCGUGUCACAUGGGGCCGAAGGUGUUCAUCAACUGUUCGGGGUUUAUUAAGAUUGAUACGAACAGUUUGGGGGAUAGUACGGAGGCGUACGUGGAGAUUCUGGACGGGUCGAGGGUGCAUCCGGAGACGUACGAGUGGGCGAGGAAGAUGGCCGUGGAUGCGCUGGAGUACGAUGAUGAUGAGGGGGCGAACCCUGCAGGGGCUUUGGAGGAGAUUCUGGAAGCGCCGGAGAGGUUGAAGGACCUGGAUCUGGACGCGUUCGCGGAGGAGUUGGAGCGGCAAGGAUUCGGGAAUAAGAGCAUCACGCUUUAUGAUAUUAGGGCGGAGUUGAACUGUAGAUACAAGGAUUUAAGGACGCCUUUCCGCUCCGCCAACCCGGAGGAGCUCUUCGAUAUGUUAACGAAAGAGACUCCAGAGACGUUCUACAUCGGAAAAAUGGUCACAGCAACAGUUGUUGGGAUUGCGAGACGGAAACCACAAGGCGAGCAACUCGACCACGCCAAUCCCGUCCGUAACGACGAAACCCGGCUGUGGCAAUGUCCCUUCUGCCUCAAGAACGACUUCCCGGAGUUAUCCGACGUCUGGAACCACUUCGACGCCGGCGCCUGUCCCGGUCAAGCCACCGGCGUCAAACUCCGCCUAGACAACGGGAUUUCAGGUUACAUCUACAUCCGCAACAUCAGCGACAAGAACGUCUCCAACCCCGAGGAGCGCGUCGGCAUCGGCCAACUCAUCCACUGCCGCAUCAUGAAGAUCGACGUCGAGCGCUUCUCCGUGGACUGCACGUCUAAGUCGAGCGACCUCCUGGACAAGAACCACGAGUGGCGUCCCCCGAGGGAUCCGUACUACGACCAGGAGCAUGAGGACAAGGAUACAAGGGCCGAGGCAGAAAUGAAGAAGAACAAGCAGCGGCAGACGUACAUCAAGCGGGUUAUCGUGCAUCCGGCGUUUCAUAAUAUUUCGUACGUGGAGGCGGAGAAGUGCAUGGCGAAUAUGGAUCAGGGGGAGGUGAUCAUCAGGCCGUCGAGUAAGGGGGUGGAUCAUCUGACGAUCACGUGGAAGGUGGCGGAUAAUAUUUAUCAGCAUAUAGACGUGAAGGAGGAGGGGAAGGCGAACGCGUUCUCGUUGGGGAAGACGUUGUGGAUCGGCGGGGAGGAGUUCGAGGAUUUGGAUGAGAUUAUCGCGCGGCAUGUGACGCCGAUGGCGGCGCAUGCGAGGGAUUUGUUGUAUUUUAAGUAUUAUAGGGAUACGAGCGGGGGGCUGAAGGAUAAGGCGGAGGAGGUGGUCAAGGAGGAGAAAAAGAAGAAUCCGUCGAAGAUACACUAUAUUGUCAGUGCGUCUAAGAGCUGCCCCGGCAAAUUCCUCCUCUCCUACCUCCCCCGCAACAAAUGCCGCCACGAAUUCAUCUCAGUCACCCCAGAGGGCUUCCGCUUCCGGAAGCAACUCUUCGACUCGGUGGCGUCCCUAUUCAAAUGGUUCAAGGAGCACUUCCGGGACCCCAUCCCCGGAGGCAUGACCCCCGGCACCCCGCGAACCGGCAGCGGCCGAACCCCGUACCAAACGGGCGCCGGAACCCCCAGCUUCAACGCCAUGAACUCAGAAGCCAUCCAACGGGUGGCCCAAAACUUGCCGACCCACAUGAUGCAGACCCUGUCAGCUGUGGCCAACCAAACGCCUCACUACCCCCACACACCAGGCGGCGCUUACGGCGCCAGCAACUACAUCAACACCCCAUACACCCCCAGCGGACAGACGCCAUUCAUGACACCGUAUCAGACCCCGCACACGCAGCAGACGCCGCGCUACGGACAGCAAACGCCGUCGCAGCACAUGCCCCCGAGCACCGCCCCCCACAUGAACGGGCCGUUCUUGCACCCGGGGGCGGCCACCCCCAGUCAGCGGACGCCGUCCUACAGGAAUCCCACGCAGUCGCCCAUGAUCCAGAACAGUCCCCAUCCGAGUCCGCACGCUAGGUCGUACGCCGGGAGCGACCAUGGCAGAGGUUUCGGUGACUCUUCUCGGGGGUUCCCCACGGAGUCGCCACGGGGUUACAGCAGCAAUCGGGGCUACGACGGGCCCCGAGGCAACUACAAUUCGACGGAGUCGACCGACUGGCAAAAAGCGGCUGAAGCGUGGGCUAAUCGAUCAAAGUCAGGCACGCCGAGGAGCGAAGGCGCUAGAAACACACCCAGGUCUGGAGGGCAAAGGACGCCUAGAUUCGACGAUAUUCGGAACGAUCUCGAGAGGACUAGGAUGAAAAACGUCGGGAAAAGUCCGCGGUCGUUACGUUCGACUCCCAGGACCAACACUUCUCCUCAUUCCAUGUCGCUCGGGGACGCCACACCGCUGUACGACGAAAGCGUGUGAGCUCUGAGGUGUCUUUUUGUACAGUUGGAUUUGAGAUAGCUGAUAAGUUAGCAGUUAUGAAGAUUAUAUUUAAUCAUGUGUUUUUAUACUUAUUUGAUUUAUUUACAGUUUGUGCUGUAGCGACAAUCAUUUAUUAUGAUUUGUUUUAUAUUUAUUUCGUCCUUUAUAAGAAAUAAAUGGUUGCAAGUGGCGUUGAA